AUGACCCCACCAGCAGUGCAUCUUCUGGAUGAUGGGAUCUCCUAUAUGAACAGUGAUUAUCGACUGAAGACGCCUUCUGCCUCAGAGGAUACAGUUCUUCAGAGGUUCCAUAUCGUUAGAAACCAUCAUACACGUAAGCCAAGCAAAACUGCGAGGCUGAAGAAGGCGAAAAAAGGAGUGGCAACACACCCUGGCAAAGAACAGCCCCCCAUACCCAGCGGGAAGGUGUUUGGUGUGCCACUCGCUGAGCUGGAGAAAGACGGCCUGGUGAUGGAUGGAGUGCCAGCAGUGGUGUGGAGCAUUGUGGAGUACUUGCGCAGUGAAGGGAUAAGUUAUGAAGGCAUCUUCCGAGUAAACGGAAACGUCAAACUGGUGAAUGAACUCCGUGACAGAUAUGACCGGAGUGAACCAGUGACGCUACCGGAGCAAGGGAAUGUCCCUGCCGCUGCCAGUCUCCUGAAGCUCUUCCUCAGAGAGAUCCCGGACGGGCUAAUCUCCACUGCAGUACUUCCCAACCUUAUGCAGUGUUACCAGGAGAAUGAAGGAGACACACCACCGGAACGCAGCUGGAUGGAAGUGAUAAAGGAGUUGCCGGAAGCCCAUUACCGCCUGCUGAAUUACAUCUGCCAUUUCCUGGCACAGGUGGCUGCACAUAGUGCAGACAACAAAAUGGAUGCCAACAAUCUGGCCAUAGUGUUUGGACCAAACUGCUUCCGUGUGGCUCCUGACAUUGAUGGAGUGAAGCAGCAAGCGAUCUGCAAUAAGAUCAUGGCAGAGCUGCUUAAUGAAUAUGCCAAGACAUCGAACGCAUGUGAACACACCAAUACGGACAAGGUGUGUGAGACCAAGCCUGAAGAACUGCUUGAGGAAGCUGAGGUGCAGGAGCCACCACAUGAGAUCCCCCAGGCUAGCCUGAUGGUGGCAGAGAGCCUGCCCUCCACUGACUGCAUGGACCCGGAUGGUGACAUGCCCAUAGUAACCAGCACAGACUCCCCUCACAGGGAGAUGAUUGAUGAGGAAAACGCAGCUUCUGGGUGCAGGAGAUUGGAAGAAGCUGAUGGGAUGCCCAAGGUGGACAUCUAAUGUCAUAAACAAACAUUAUAUCUGCCCGAUACUUUGUAUCUACCGCAAACAUUGUAUCUAUCGCAAACUUUGUAUCUACCUGACACUUUGUAUCAACCGCAUACAUUGUAUCUACUUGAAACUUUGUAUCUUAAAAAACAUUGUUUCUCAAACUUAAAAUUUUGUAUCUACCUGACACUUUGUAUCUUUCGCAAACUUUUUAUUUAGAGAAAACUUUGUGUCUUUUGCAAACUUUGUAUCUACCGCAUGCAUUGUAUCUACC
Pseudophryne corroboree (corroboree frog) is the source of this 1345-nucleotide messenger RNA. Its product is annotated as protein FAM13A-like. Gene Ontology annotation, biological process: signal transduction. Bases 1 to 1083 code for a protein of 360 amino acids. The transcript has 8 exons. The record is from RefSeq and is a predicted model, not a curated record. Lineage: Eukaryota; Metazoa; Chordata; Amphibia; Anura; Myobatrachidae.